Molecule: messenger RNA, 5761 nt
Organism: Rhopilema esculentum
Lineage: Eukaryota; Metazoa; Cnidaria; Scyphozoa; Rhizostomeae; Rhizostomatidae
Source: RefSeq, a predicted model, not a curated record
GAGAGGGCGCGUCUGCGCAAUCUACUAGAAUCAUAAUAUCCAUAACAAAUAAACGAUUUUUUCCAUUUAUAUAAUAUGGAAACCGGAAUUAUAAGUUCAAUUGUGAUGUUGGCCAUUUCGUGUCGAGUCUGAAGCAUAUCUCUUCUAACUUGUCUUAGAAAGAAGUGAGUCUUCACCCACUAGGACUACUGGCAUUAUAAUGCUAUUAUUACAACACAAAUCAUGUUGCUCAAAUUAAGUUUCAUGGAUUUGAUCAGAGCUAAAGAGACUUCAAGAGCAAAGAAAGCUUUUCACUUUGCAAUUAUCCUCAUGACGGCAGGCUGUGUCCUAUACGGCAGCCUGAAAAGCAUGACAAUGUCUCUCGCAAUUCGAAAAGCCUAUUUUCCAGAAACCGAGGACAUGCUUGAGCGCAACAGUGGCCCAAGGUUAUCAUCCGCUUUGGACCCAGAGACAGAACGAUUGCUUGAACAUGAAGAAAUGGGGUCGUUUCAUCUCGUGACAACUUUUGUGCCAUUUGAUCAUGAAGAUGUUAAAAAAGGCUUGGUACUAAACGGAUUGCUACCAUCAGAUAAAGAAAUCUCCACAAGGAUGUCGGAAAUUCUCGACUGUCUACAACGAAACCUUGAAAGCAAGUUAGUUGCAUUUGUGCAUGUUUUAGUUUAUCGAUACGAAACUGGCGACCGUCUGCAAUCGCUGAAAAUGAGAUCUGUCAAUAAACUUAUAAUCCAUUACAAUUUUGUGUCACCAACAAUUAUGGAUGCUAUUGUCUAUGCUUCGAAAUAUCUAAAAGGAAAGAUGGUAAUUAUACUUCAUCAAGAUAACUUUCUAGGAGAAGGUUGGGAAAAAGUUAAUCACAAAGUUUUAAGAGAAAAAAAGCUACUGUAUGCUUUGACAAGGCACCCGUCGAAUUGCAGUGCAGCAUUGAGAGCAGCGCAUUGUGGACCUGGAUCUCGUUAUGUCGGUAGCCAUGAUGCAUUUGCCCUGCACAUAAAAGAUGAAGAAUUCUUACAUGACCACCUAGCGGAGCUUGAUGUUCCUCCUAAUACAAAUGGUAUGGAAAACGUACUUAUCUGGGUUUUCAAGGAAAGGCUUAAAUAUAAGGUUUUAAAUCCUUGUAGCGUCUUAAAGGUUUACCAUAAUCACUGCACCCCAGUCAGGGACAAUUGGCGAAAGCGCGUUAAUGAAAGAGGGAUGAAUGGUUUAGCUUUAUUCACCAAUAAGCUUGAAUAAGCAUUUCGGUGACCCACUUCACUGCGAAACAAUCAGAAAAGACAAUGCCCAUUAUUGUACUUUGGCACAAUCGGGGAAAGACUUGACGUGCUCCUUUUAUUUUUAUUACCUUCUGUUUUUUACGGCUAGCCUUUUCCGUUCCGCCCCAGCUUGACUUUAGGCUACUGUGAUCUUCGGCUUGUCUAGCAAAGUUCAAAUGACGAGAGAAGGUCGUCAUGCUUGUGGCUAAUGACUGGAAGUCUAACAAGAUCUUACGAAAAAGAAUUCACUACAACAGAAAAGUUUGAAACUUCAAAUGCCGUAGAAAUUAACGCCCUUUUUAAAGUUUCGUUUGAUGAUGAUGUGACACAGAUUAAUGGAAAAAACGAUAGAAACGUCCAAACGGUGUUAAAGUUUAAAUUGCGUCCAUCAAUUGUCACUUUAUUGUAAUAAAAAAUCUAAUUGUAUUUGGAAGUCAAACAACAUAUCUACUUUCGACUCGGUAGUCAAAAAAGUGUUAAACGAACAUGCCCCUACAAAAAUGAAAUACGUUAGAGCAAACGAUGGACCUUUUGUGACAAAAGCAUUCAGGAAAGCCGUUAUGCUGCGGAGGAAAUUACGAAAUAAGUACAAUAAGGAAAGGACCAAAGAAAAUGAGAGGGCCUUCAAGAAACAAAGGAGCAGAGCAGAUGCGUUAAACUUCUACGCGAAACUAAACGCAACUAUUACCAAAAUCUUGAUUUUAAAAAAUCUCGUUGACAGUCGAAGGUUUUGGAAAAUUGUAAAGCCUGUCUUUUCUGGUAAGGUCCAGACUUCUUCUAGUGUGACUCUGCUGGAAAAUGACAAAGUUGUUUCUGAUGAUAGGGCUUUUGCUGGUAUCUUUAAUGAUUACUUUGUUAACAUUACAGGCUCUCUUGACAUUGCAGACGCUGAUUUGAACUUAUUAUUAACGGAUGGUAUUGAUGAUCCAGUUGGUAUCGCAGUGAGAAAUGUAGUUUGCAUCCAAGUAUUAAAAGAAUACAAGAGAGCUUUUUCUCAGAUCAUUCUCAGUCUCAAAAUCAUUCUCAGAUUUUUGAAUUUACUCCCGUUUCAGGAGUGGAUGUAAACAAUCAAAUAAAAAGAUUAGAUCCAAAGAAAACAACUCCUUUAGGUAAAGUCCCAGGUAAAGUCCUGAAAGAGAACUCAGAUAUAUUUCUACCUUACCUGACAGAUGAUAUAAAUUUGUGCCUAUCAGAAAAUUAUUUUCCUAACAAGCUAAAAGAUGGAGAUUGUGCUUAAAGGCAUUUGACAUGCAUAAGUACAGCGAAUCCAAAAAUAACUUAGGCCAAAUCGAUCAGAGCACGCGCACAAGAAAGGUAUUGAAAACCGCUCACGUGAAGCCACUGCGCGCUGCUCUAGGAUUUCACCGAUUUGCAGAAAGGCGGAAACUGUUCACAGCCACUUUAAUUUCUAUUAAUGAAAACAACAUCCUCUCCACAGAUCUCUAUGUCAAACCCACAGACACAUACAGACCUGCCAACCACGGUUUUUUGGUAUGAAAACAGGGAGAUUUGGCCAAAAACAGGGAGAUCCCUGGAUUUUGUUAAAUUUGUAAACAACAUACCUGUCAAAAAAAUCAUAUUGGACAAACAGUUAAUGGCAACAAUUAUCAUGGGUAGCGCCUUACUAAUGGUUUUUAACGUUUUCUGUAAUUUGUAAACACCAACAAAAACUUUGUCACAAAGAAAGUCAUUUCAGUCAUUUUCGUUGUAAGAAAACCUCAGCUGAAAGACAAGAAAAAACAGGAAGACGAUUAUAAAAAACCGGGAGACCGGGAGAAAGCAAGCAAAACCUUGAGUCUCCCGACAAAACCGGGAAAGUUGACAGGUCUGACAUACAAGUAUCUCCUCAGCACCUCCACACACCCCAAACACACCAAACAGUCAAUCCCAUACAGUCUUGCCCUACGACUACGACGCAUGUGCUCGGAAGACGAAACAUACAAACUUCGUAUAAAACAACUACUACCAGAAGUGGACUGGCUCCAAAUUUAGGGCCCGGGCAAAUUUGUCGAGAAAGGGCCCGGAAAUUCAAAGUAAGUUUACGGGUAUCAUGGAAGUAUCUUGUGACAACAUUAUUAAGGCUAGCCUAAAAGGCCAUUGGAAUAUUGCUAUUAGUUCUGAUUAGUUGCCACCAUAUAAGUUCAGAAACUCCAGAUUCAACAUAGCAGAGCCACAUUAAAAAAUAAAGAGGUUUAAUACCGUAUCAUACAGACGUAGCCAAAUGUGAAAGUCAGUUCUAAAUGAAAUAAGAUGCGCGCAAGAACUUUACUAAUUUUCAAAUUUUCAUCGGAAUUUUCAUCGUUCAAUUGAUUUAUAUUUAGCGUUGGAAAUUUGAAUUGGGGGUUCUACAAUCCUUUAUUUGGACCCACGCCGCUUUCCCUGUAUUGCCUGGGGUUUUAUUCUGACGUAGGAUAAGAGGGAAGAGAAAAUCAUGCCAUUGUGGGGAAAAAUUAUCGCUUUUUAGCUAAAUGACUUUUAAGUGGGAGAAGAAUGAAGCAAAAAGAUUAAAAGGCAGAUUGGGGGACAAAGUGUUUAGAUUGCUCUGGGGUUUUAGUAAAGGCCAUAACCAUGGUUAGAAAUUAAACAACAAAAAUAAACAACAUCUUCAAAAUGUUCUGUGAAGAUUUCCUUCUCGAAUGAGCAUGUAAAAAAGGCUAAGGCUUUAGCAUUCUCUUCCUGGCACACUUAUUUGUGGCUAAAAAUUACAGUUUUUGACCGGUGAAAUGUGUUCGAGAAAAGCCAAUCUCAAUCUCCUCAAACUUUCUCAGUAAUUCCAAGAAAUGACGUCCCUGGUGAUACUUUGUUUCCAAUUACCGACAACCAAGAUCAUAAUCUCAACAGAAAUCUUCAAAAGUAGUAUGUCAAACUAUGUCUACAUUUCUAUGAAUAUAAAGCUUCUAACGCAUUCCAGUUGCAUCUUGUCUCCCUUUCUUUAUCAGUUUACAAUGGUAGACAUACGCUGGAGCAAAAAUUUUGUUCCAGCUUUCUAUGCGUUGCACGAUUCUUGUCUGAUCGAAGCACAAACAAGAAGGGGGGCUGGGCCCUCCAUUGUUUUGAUGUAUAUCUGGUUAGCAUUAAAGUAAUCUACCUUUUUAGAAAUUGAUUCGAAAAUCUGGCAUGUCCUUGCAAACAUUGAAACUGAAGGCCCGAUGAGAAAUUUUUUCCGAUUUUGGAACUUCCAUUAAUUAUCGUAUUAUUAUUCAUUGACUUACAAAAGGCCUUUGAUACUGUAAAUCGUAACAUUUUGCUUUCCAAACUCGAACACUAUGGAAUUAGAGGGAAUGCACUUGGCUGGUUCAAAUCAUAUCUUACAGAUAGAGCACAGUUUGUUUCAAUUAAUGGUAGAAAUUCAGAGCAACUGAAGAUUACAUAUAGUGUGCCCCAGGGAUCAGUGCUAGGACCCUUGCUCCUUCUUUUAUACAUCAACGAUAAGCUAACCCCAAUGUAUUUCCAUAACUUCUUUAUCCCUAAUACAUCUAAUCACUGUCACGGCACAAGGCAAUCAACACGUGAUGAUCUCUUCCUCACUAUGGCAAAUACUUUACAGUACGGCUUAAAAUCAACUCGAUAUAUGGGGGCAAAAUUAUGGAACAAUCUACCUGUAGAAAUAAGAACUACCUCUUCUAAAUUCUUAUUCAAAAAAUAUUUGAAAAAUUAUCUUCUAGAAAAUAUUUGAAAGUCAGUGAGCUCUGCAAAAUUUCUUGUUUAGUCCAUGAAGUAAUUUAAUUUAAUUCAAUGUGACAUAAUUAUAGAUGAACAUAUGGAUUGCUGAAACAAAAGGGGGGCCUUCAUCUCGUUAGUUAACCUACUUUGAAGGCUCCUCCUUAAGAAUUCUGCUUCAUUUUGUCUUUUGAAUAUUGUCUUUUACAUAAUGUUAUUGUUGCUGUUGCGUUCUUUAGUUGAUUCGUUUAUAAUUUAUGUAACUAAAUAGCUUUUAGAAAUGUGUAGAAUUUGAAUUAAAUCAAAAAUCAAGAUCAAAUAGGUGUUAAAGUUGCUUAUUUUUGGGCUUGUAAAACGGGCCCGGAAAAAUUUUGCCUUAACUGAGAAUCAGUUUGUUGCAAACAUUGUCAUAAUUCAUGCUUAAAACUUUUGCAAUGGACAACAGAAUGAGAGAACUAGGUUGGAAAUGAAACGGGGGCCCAGGGGCUUGCCCCCGGAAAAGUUUUUGAAAACACCCUAUUUAGAAUGUCGGGACAUGUCCCAUGUUGAAAAUCAAAGUUUUUCUAUCCACAAUCGGCAUUGGCAUGAAGAAGACUCUCUACGCGGCUUGUAAAAUUUGUAGGUAUCAAAUGACGUACUGUCCUCAAUUUUAUGGAUCAAAUGAUGAUAUCAAAUGAUAGAUUUUGAAAGUUGGACUAAAACCCAAAGCCCGUUUUUCAGUUAGCGAGACACUCAUUUCCAAGAUUUUAUAAAGAAAGCAGCUUCUCUGGCCUAGAAGACGAUAUUAUUUUCGAUUAAACUCGAUCUCGAAAUCUUUAGAAAUUUGACGAAAUAUAAGACUUCGUUCUCAU